GCGCUCGGGGCGCAUGCGCAGUGAUUCAACAUCACACAGUGGCGAAUACGUACCAGACCAUUCACCAGCUUAUUACCAGACCAGCUUCACGGACGAAGCAACCCCGAGUGCAAGACGUGAUGAUACCCAGAACGUUUCAUCUACUCCGCCUGCCUACACAACCACUUCUGACGACGCCUGGCCUCACCAGUGGAUCACGCAACACAGCCGAAUAAUGGAUGGGACUAAAAACGUCGACAGUGUCACUGACAAUGGUGGCACAAGGCCCAGCACAAGCCGCCCAGGCAUGGUCCAAGCGUCACCCAAUAUAGAAGGUGGCACCGCGAAUGCUACUGGAACCAGAGGAAGGGAACCGCAAGAGUCCUGCGUUGUCCGAGCACGUGAUCGAUAGUCUGUCAAGAAAUCGAACCACAAAUGAGAAACGUGUGGUAAAUUGUUUAACAGGGCUCAUAGUGUAACUGCACAUUACCGCACGCAUACCGGCGAGAAACCCUACGGAUGCGAAAUAUGCGAGAAAUCAUUCGCGUACAAUUAAAAUUUCCGUUCUCAUCAACGGAUUCACACAGGCGUAAAACCCCAUAUCUGUCAAAUAUGUGCUAAACCAUUCAAAGCAAAGCGGAACCUAAAAUUCAUCUCAUAUCACACAGUAUACUGACAGACCUUUGGUUUGCAACGUAUCUAAUGCCUCCUUUAAGCGUAACUAACAUCUCAGAAGUCACCGCUAAAGAAUUCACGAGGUUAAAAUGCCGUAGGAGUGCAAGCAGUGUGGAUUGCGGUUCGCAAAGAAAGAAUACCUCGACGCACAUCUCUGCCAGAAUAGUAGGUGCCAAUUGUGUGGAGAUACGUUUAGAGAUGCAUCUGAACUUAUUGCCCAUCUCGUGAUGAAUACAGCAUUGAAGUCGUAAAAUUGUGACAUAAGUGGCGAAAGUGGCACAGUGGCGCAAGUGAGGUAAAUGGCCCAGCGUUUUCGCAUAUGAACGUGACCAUGAAUCCAUGCCGGAAAAUAACCCUGACAUUAACCCACAGGGGUGAGAACUAACCGAACGCAUCGUGUGGAGAGACAGCCUUCUUCAAACGCUUAAAACUGCUAAAUGAAAUGGGAGACUUAAAGUAUUGCACCUAUUUUUUUGAAAUUGCGAGACAAAACGUCUCCAGCAGAGUAUGAGAUCCUUGAAUGUGAAGUAUGCUGCAGGCCCUGGCUAGAAAUCACUGCUUGCACAACUACGUUGUUUGCGAAAGUGCCUUUCGCAAACUCAUUUCUAAACAAAGCAUAAUGGGCUGGAAUUUUAUGUUUCAUGCUACUAGAAGGUUGAAACAUUCGCACAAGAUCCUUGACACCUCGUUUUGGUUCGUGCAAGUGUUUUGACAGUGUACUGCUAAACAGGCUUUACCUCACUGUGCUGUGUGCUGAUAAAAGGCAGCUGUUCUCAUUAGGAACUGUUUAAAAAGGAAACACUGUUCUUUUCACCUAAAACACUAAUCUCUGAUAAUGAUUGAGUUCCUUAGGCCUUGCUGCCUUUCAGAGACUGUUUUUACGACAAUAUAAAGACAUAGGAAUGGGGAGAAUUUCCUUACAAACUGUUAAAUACACGUAAUUUUUUGGUUCUCUCUCUGGGUUCUCUCUAUUCAGGUGGAACUUCUGGCAGUUUCAAAGUGCAGUUUCGUAACUUGGAAGUCAUCUCUUUUGACGUGCGCUGCACUCUAGUUACAGAUGUGGAAUUUUUUAGCCUGAUGUGACAAACCUAUCCCUGCGAACAAUGACAGGACGAUUGAGAUGUAGUUUUUAGUUAUAAUAUUGAUCCGCGUACUUCUACAUAUUUUUGCUGUGAAAGCAUUUCACCGAAUGACAAAUGUUAAGUUACAGCUCAGGGCAUGAUGCACCAGCGUGUAUCAGAAAUUCUGCAAUAUUCUCGUCGAUUCUAUUUUGUUCCUAUGUUGUAGUCGAGCCUCUUAUAACCGAAUUGCAUGUGCAACGAGAUCACACUUAUGCAUUAUGGAAGACACGAGAGUAACAAGGAUCACGCUGUAAUCCUCUACGAAUAUUGGGAAAAUAGCCGACGCUGCUUAACCGCAAAUUAUUUUUUCGACGACCGACUCAUGCGCCCGGCACUCUCUUUCUGCCCGAACGUAACUUGUUUUGUUGGUUCCGGUUCGUCCAAUAAAGUGUCUUUCAUGACACGUG
Molecule: messenger RNA, 2182 nt
Organism: Dermacentor albipictus
Lineage: Eukaryota; Metazoa; Arthropoda; Arachnida; Ixodida; Ixodidae
Source: RefSeq, a predicted model, not a curated record